GGAGAAGCAGGCUUGCAGCUGGAACUACAGCCCCCUUCCGUCCGCUGCGAAGGGCGGAAGAAACGAGUCGGCGGAGAUAACGCCGGAUGCCGCCUCCAUCCGUAGCCUAACACUUUACAAAGAAAGGGAAAAAAAUAAAAGAAAAGAAGAGAACCAUGCAGAUUAUUUCUUCUCCUUCUCUCUUACCUUCACCUCCCAGAAAAUUUCUACUAAAGAUCGACAUUGGUUCUCCUAAAUUCCAAAAGAAACAAGCGCAAUGUUUCUUGGGGGGCGAAGAAAGGAGUGUCAGUACGUGGAAUGGGAAGGAUGGUAGAAGCCGGAGAGCUAUCAUUGCGCUUUCGUUUGUUUAUUCGGGCUUCAUGGUGGCAUUAUCUGCCUCUGGGAAGGUGAAAAGUAAGAGCCCGUAUGAUGAGAAACGCUUGUUGGAGCAGAACAAGAAGAUGCAAGGGGCAAACAAUGCACCCGAGGACUUCCCAAAUUUUAUUAGAGAAGGUUUUCAAGUCAAAGUUGUGACAUCUGAUAACUAUGUGAAGCGUGACUCUGGACUGAUAUAUCUUGAUAUACAAGUUGGUAAAGGUGAUUGCCCAAAGGAUGGUCAACAGGUGACAUUUCACUACAUUGGUUACAAUGAAUCAGGCCGUCGUAUUGAUAGCACUUACCUGCAGGGGGCACCUGCCAAAAUUCGGUUGGGCAAUAAAGCAUUAGUCCCAGGAUUUGAAGAAGGAAUACGAGACAUGAGACCAGGGGGGAAGCGAAGAAUUAUCAUCCCUCCAGAACUUGGCCCUCCAGUUGGACCUUCUACAUUCUUCAGUGCCAAACAAUUUGAAGUUUUUGAUGUCGAACUGCUCAAUGUGCAAGACUGUCAACGAAGAACCAUAGUGUUUUACUCUGACGUGGUGUGCAACUGAGCAACCUUCAUAAUUUCCUCGAUGGUUAAAUAAAAGUCCUAUCAUGCUAACUAAAUUCAAGUCAAUCUAUGAAUCUUGCACUAUAGAUUGUAUGUUACAGCUGACUGUAGAGAUGAUUCUUCCAAAAAUUUAGAGAUCUUUGGCAAUCAUGUUGCAAGGUGUAUGAAGACUUAUUGAGCAUGGUUUCCAUGCCACUGCUAGAUUAGCAGCUGAAAUUCUUAUGAUCAUCUCCUCCCUCACACGUGUCCAACAAACACGGCAUCAGGUGCAGAGAACCUCUAAAUUGAGAAUGGAAGGAUUGGAUAAAUCAUACAACCAG
Messenger RNA from Elaeis guineensis (African oil palm), 1227 nucleotides. RefSeq names its product peptidyl-prolyl cis-trans isomerase FKBP20-2, chloroplastic. Gene Ontology annotation, molecular function: peptidyl-prolyl cis-trans isomerase activity. The record is from RefSeq and is a predicted model, not a curated record. Lineage: Eukaryota; Viridiplantae; Streptophyta; Magnoliopsida; Arecales; Arecaceae.